Molecule: messenger RNA, 2195 nt
Organism: Propithecus coquereli (Coquerel's sifaka)
Lineage: Eukaryota; Metazoa; Chordata; Mammalia; Primates; Indriidae
Gene: GRN
Product: granulin
Exons: 13
Coding region: 79-1878 (599 amino acids)
Biological process (GO): regulation of inflammatory response
Cellular component (GO): extracellular region
Source: RefSeq, a predicted model, not a curated record
CAUCGCGCCGAGGAGCCGUAGUCCGAGAGCUGGCCGCCGGCUGCUGCCCAGGGAUCGCGGACCCGACGCAGGUGGACCAUGUGGACCCUAGUGAGCUGUGUGGCCCUAGUGGCAGGGCUGGUGGCUGGAACACAGUGCCCAGAUGGUCAGCUCUGCCCUGUGGCCUGCUGCCUGGACCCAGGAGGAGCCAGCUACAGCUGCUGCAAUCCCGUUCUGGAUGCACGGCCCACAGCACUGAGCAGGCGUAUGGACAGACCCUGCCAGACUGAUGGCUACUGCUCUGCUGGCUACUCCUGCCUUCGUACUGUCUUGGGGACUUCCAGUUGCUGCCCAUUCUCAAAGGCAGUGUCAUGCGCGGAUGGCCACCACUGCUGUCCACGGGGCUUCCACUGCAGUUCUGAUGGGCGAUCCUGCUUCCGAAGAGCGGGUGUGGCAGGGUCACAGGUGGAGGAUGACAACCCUCUGGGUGCUGUCCAGUGCCCCGGGAACCAGUUCGAAUGCCCCAACUCCUCCACGUGCUGCGUUAUGGUUGAUGGCUCCUGGGGAUGCUGCCCCAUACCCCAGGCUUCUUGCUGCAAAGACAAGGUGCACUGCUGUCCCCAUGGUGCCUCCUGUGACCUGGUUAAUGCCCGCUGCAUCACACCCAUGGGCACCCACCCCCUGGCAAAGAAGAUCCCUGCACAGAGGACUAAUCGGGCAGUGGCUUUGUCUACCUCUGUCGUGUCUACCUCAGUUGUGUGCCCCGACGGCCGGUCCCAGUGUCCUGAUGGUUCUACCUGCUGUGAGCUGCCCAGUGGGAAGUAUGGCUGCUGCCCAAUGCCCAAUGCCAUCUGCUGCUCUGACCACCUGCACUGCUGUCCCCAGGACACUGUGUGUGACCUGAUCCAGAGUAAGUGCAUCUCCAAGGAGAACACUACAGACCUCCUCACCAAGCUGCCCGCACUCACAGUGCAGGAGGUGAAGUGUGACAUGGAGGUGAGCUGCCCAGAUGGCUACACCUGCUGCCGCCUACAGACGGGGGCCUGGGGCUGCUGCCCUUUUACCCAGGCUGUGUGCUGUGAGGACCACAUACACUGCUGCCCAGAGGGGUUUACAUGUGACACAGAGAAGGGUACCUGUGAACUGGGGCCCUACCAGGUGCCCUGGAUGGAGAAGGCCCCUGCCCACCACAGCCUGCCAGACCCACAAGCCAUGAAGAGUGACAUCCACUGUGAUAACUUCACCAGCUGUCCCUCUGCCAGUACCUGCUGCAAACUCCUGUCUGGGGAGUGGGGCUGCUGUCCUGUCCCAAAGGCUGUCUGCUGUGUAGACCGGCAGCACUGCUGCCCCCAGGGCUACACGUGCACGGCCAAGGGGCAGUGUCAGAGGGGGAACGAGACAGUGGCUGGACUGGAAAAGACACCUGCCCGCCCCAGAGACAUUGGCUGUGACCAGCACACCAGCUGCCCGGUGGGGCAGACCUGCUGCCCAAGCCUGAGUGGGGGCUGGGCCUGCUGCCAGUUGCCCCAUGCUGUGUGCUGUGAGGAUCGCCAGCACUGCUGCCCGGCUGGGUACACCUGCAACGUGAAGGCCCGGUCCUGCGAGAAGGAAGUAGCCUCUGCCCAGCCUGCUGCCCGCCUGGCCCAGGGGCCUCAUGUGGGUGUGGGGGACGUGCAGUGUGGGUCAGGGCACUUCUGCCAUGAUAACCAGACCUGCUGCCAAGACAGCCAAGGGGGCUGGGCCUGCUGUCCCUACCGCCAGGGCAUCUGUUGUGCAGAUCGGCGUCACUGCUGUCCUGCUGGCUUCCGCUGUGGGGCCAGGGGCACCAAGUGUUUUCGCAGGGGGGCCCUGCGCUGGGACACCCCUUUGAGGAACCCAGCCCCGAGACAGCUGCUGUGAGGGACAGGACUGAAGAUGCUCCGCAGCCCUCGGGACCCUGCUCAGCAGGUCCCCACUGCUCAGGCCUCCCCAACACCUCUCCCCACUGAAAUUCUCACAACCCCACCAUGCUGAGUCCUUCCAGCACGGUGGGAGGUGGGGCCUCACUCUAAGGCCUUCCCUAUCAGAAGGGGGGCUGUGGCGAAAGCCACGUUACAAGCUGCCGUGCCCUCCCCCAAUUUCUGUGGACCCUGUGGCCAGGUGCUGUUCCCUAUCCACAGGGGUGUGUGUGUGUGUGUGUGUGUGUGUGCGCCAAUAAAGUUUGUACACUUUCUUAA